CCUGUCUGUUCAUUCAGUCUGAGCCUCAUUUAAAGAGUAAAGGAUAAUUAGUUAGGCAAGAAAUUCAAGUAGACAAGAAUUUGAUCCACGGACAGGUAACCCAAGCGUCGCUCAUUGUCCGUCCCACUAGCAUAUAAAUAUAUAUAUAUAAAGUUGGCAGUGGAUGAGAGGCACUAUCACACAGACUUACAUCUGCUCUGGAUCACCGGGACGAGAAACUUCAAAGCGCAGGUUGAAUAUGUCACUUACUUCCAUCCUCUCCGCUGAAGCCAUUGAGAAUGCUGUUAAAGACUGCCAAGGUAUAGCAAAGAUUAACCAGCAUCAUUGGACUCUCAUGAACAUUUCUCCAACAGCUCCAGACUCCUUUUGUUAUAAAAAGUUUUUCCAACUUUGUGGUCUGAGUCAGAAAAGUCCCCAAGAGGUGAAGGAUGUCUUCCGCAUUAUAGAUGAAGACAACAGUGGAUUUAUUGAGGAGGCUGAGCUCAAGUUCUUUCUCCAGCGGUUUUUCCCGGGGGCACGAACUCUGACAGAAAAGGAGAUUAAGAGCCUCCUUACAGCUGCAGAUGAUGAUAGCGAUGGAAAGAUUGGAGCAGAAGAGUUCCAAACAAUGGUGUUAUCCUGAAAGAAUAAGCCUCGGUCACACUCAGUCUGCGGCCUACAGCCAUGAGUGCUGUGGCUUCAUCUUUCCCUUUUUACAUAGGAUUUCAUUUCACAAUAAGCAUCAGCACAUGAAUUUGUCUUUUGAACAUACAUGUCUGUUUUAUUGUUCCACAAUUAUUUCAAAUGACCAAUGAAAAACUGUUCAGGGAAAAUAAAAUAAAGUCACUAAAACUGA
Myxocyprinus asiaticus (Chinese sucker) is the source of this 835-nucleotide messenger RNA. RefSeq names its product parvalbumin, thymic CPV3-like. The record is from RefSeq and is a predicted model, not a curated record. Gene Ontology annotation, molecular function: calcium ion binding. Bases 164 to 622 code for a protein of 152 amino acids. The transcript has 5 exons. Lineage: Eukaryota; Metazoa; Chordata; Actinopteri; Cypriniformes; Catostomidae. Gene Ontology annotation, cellular component: nucleus; cytoplasm.